AAGCAGCAGUGCGACAUCCGAUCUUGAAAUUUCAAAAUAAAAUAUCGGCUAGUAUAUUAAAGUUUUUAAAUAUUCACUAACACAAACUGCACUUUCCGUACUGGACAUUUACAAACAUAGACUCAUUUGUGUUGACAUUUAGAUUCACAAUUUUUACAUUUUUAAAACGUUUUUAUUAUUCACAUUACAAUGUUAUCAACACAGGAGGACACGUGCUUCAUUAUAACCAUUGUGUGUGAGUAACCCACCUAUCAUCUCAGGAUAAAAAAAGAUAAUUAUCAGUAAGAUGCUGCUGUUGUGUGGGUGGAUAUAUGGCCCCAGUUUGUGCCUCUGCUCAGAAAUGCGCCCUAAAAAAGGUUAGUACAAACAAAUUUUAAAAUAUCCAUUUUUAUUUUGGACCCUUAAAACCGGUUAACUUGAAAGGAUUUUAAUUUAUGUUAAUAUGCAUAUUUUAUUUUAAAGACAAGCCCUCUGUUUCCGGUGUAAGUUGCGUUUCUUUCACUUGACGCAGCUCAUUCACUGCGGCUGCGCACAGCACUGUGCAGCUGUAAAAAAAAAAAAAGAAGGGAAAAACAGCAGUGUAAACUCAGUAAAUGGCGACAUCUGCUGGACAGAAUCAGUGCAUGCUGCUCUCGAGUAAAAAAGUCCACGUUUUACUGACGCUCUUACAAAGUCUGAUUACUGUUUCUGCCACCUGGACAUCAACCCGGUGCUGGUCUGGAUCCAUACAGUCAUAGGACAGUCAUAAUAGAGUUUUCGGUGGAUCGUGGUUGUUUUAAUCCCUUCAGCCUCUGACGCUGCUUCAGUUUAGGACAAAAUGAUGGGAAGCUGCAGGGGCAUGUCCUCCUCUCUCCAGAGAUCCGGAAAUGUCAGCUGGUGUGUGGGCUCAGAGUCACCAACAUCUGUAGCUACAGCUCUGACAGCAACAGCCACUCCAGAGGAAUUUUCUCCCCAAAAGCACCAGUCGACUGAUUCAGGACCAAUCCCACUUCUCCUUCUGUCACAAGCAGAAAACACAAAGAGGACACAUCAGGUGGCUGUCACACGAUCCCAUCACUCCCAUUGGAACCAACACUCCAGCUCUGCUUUGUACACCAUUGACAAAGCUCCUAAUAGUCCUGCUGAGGAGGGUGAGGAUGGACGAAAGGGGAAUGUCAGACCUCCAAAGGCUGACAACAGGAGCAAAGAGGACCAGUCUCUCUUACAUCCAGAGGACCAAGGAUUCCUCCUUCCCAGGAGCAGUCCAGUCAUCUCCAGACGCCACAGGCCCCUAUCAUGGCAUGGAGGGGGCAUUGACACAUCAGCUCCCUCAAGCAUCCCAUCUCCUCUGGAUCAGCAGUGUUGCCUGGCAGUCACCAGUGUGGAGGAUCUGGCAUCCAACCCAGAUCACCAUUCAGCCCAGCUCCAGGAAGACAAGAAGUCACGCUGCGUCUCUGUCUCUUCAAGUCUGUACCGCCUAUUAAUUGCUGGGCUCCAGCUUCCCAUCAGUGGACAGCAGGGAUUGGCAGAGGAGCACAGAGGGCGGAGCCUAACCAGCUGUGAUGCCUCUCACUCAUCAGGUAGAAAAUGUUUAAUUAUUACCAGUGUAUUUACUGUGUCUAUAAGAACAGAACAGCAAGGUGGUGCUGCUACAGUAACCCAGGCAUCCCAAGGUUAUUUCAGCAAAGUUCUAAUGUUUCUCCUUGGACCUCCAAGACACGAGGAGAGCACACUGGAGGAGGAGGAGGGCGCUCUCCGAAAGAUCAGGGGAGAGGUGGCGGGCUCUCAGGGACAGUCUCAAAUAGACAAAAUGCCAACCAGUCACCAGAAUAGCAGGGUCUAUGAAUUCAGCAGUGCCGAUUUUAGGAAACAAAUCGAUAGGGAUAAUGAGGCACUGAUAAAACUGGAGAAAAGGAAACAAGUCAUGGCUGAAUAUGAAAAUCGUAAGCAUGACGAAAUGAUGCAGUCUAGAUGGGAAAAUUGUCUGAAGAAGGAUCAGGACAUCCUCCUCCAGAGAAGCCUCCAAAAGCAGUCUGUGGCACAGUAUCAGGUAAGUCAGAUGAAGGAAAGGGAGGUGCUGAAACAGAAAGAGAGACUGCAGGACCAGAGAAAUGGACAAAUGCUCCGGAGGCUUGAUGAACAACAUGCGCAGAAACUAGCACAUUGGGCAGAACAACAGAGGGAGUCAAAGAUGAGGAAUUUGAAGCAGCGACUGGAUGAUAUCCACGAAAGACACCUCUAUACGGAGAAACAGAGGGAAAUAAUAAGGAGUGAGGAGCAGAAAGCCAGACUUGCUCAGAUAGAAUCUGAGCAAAAGCUGCUCCAAAGAAAAACUGAACAAGUAGAAAGGUUCAGGAGGCUCCAGGUACCCAAACAGAUUGUUUAUGACCAACUGGCAGCCUCAAAGAAGAAGCAGGCUACUGCUGUGGCUCUUAUGGAAGAGCAGAGGAUGUAUGUGGUUGAGAGAGAGGCUGAACUAGCAAAGCAGAAGAAGGAGAGGGAGGAGACAAGGGCUGCAGAGCUUCAGUCUGUUUCUGCCCACAGAAAGACAGUCAUAAAGGAUAAAGAGCUGAAGAAAAAGGCAGAGCAGCAGAGGAGUGUGGGCUUUCUUCAGGCUGCAAAAGAGGCUGACAGGUUGUCCCUAGCUGAAGAAAAGCUGAAGGCUCAGAAGAUCAGAGAGGAGAGACUCAAAGCAGAUAAGGUCAAUGUCUCUCUGGCAGCUGAAAAACAUGGCAACCUUCAGCAGCAGAAAAGGGAUCAAUUUUCUGCAGAGACGAGGCCAGAACCGACUGCUGUGAAGGGGUCACACCUCCAGCAGGAUGUUCAGCCUGAACACAAGAAGCUAGGGAGAAAACAGCUUCAGAGGCUGCAGCUCAGCGAUGAAGACCCCAAUAAGAUCGCCUUGGGGCAUGUCCUCCUCCCACCCAUUUCCAAAGCAGCUAAAGACAUCUUAGCUGCCAACAACGCAACCAGGAAAGGGUUUGGGAAAUUCUUUAGUGGUGAAGGGUCCAGUUACCUCUCUGCAGAUACCAGUGAGCCACUGCCCAGAUAUUCUAAGGCUAAACCUUCGAAUAUUAAACUGCUUCAGGGUCGCAACAAACUGGAGCCCAAACAGACCAGGAAUAACACACUAAGGGGAUGUAUUAUAACUAACUGUAGGAAUUAUUUUUCUCUAGGUAAAAAAAUAAAUAAUACAUUCCUGAAUAUCAUUUUAUGCAUCUUCAUUCCAGAAAGUGGAGUAGACACUACACUGACACAGAGACAUUCUCCCAGAAAUGCAGAGUGGCUGGCCCAGCAGCUGGUGCUGGAGUUCAAGAGGAGCUGGCUUCCUUCCAACCAGCCUCAACAUGGACGGCAAAGCCUCCAUAGCUCUCUACAGGAGUAUGAAUAUUGCAGGUACCCUGUGAGUGAUUUCUCCAAACAGCUGCUGGCUUCAGUUUGGCAUCAGCCUCUGUUUGACCUGACCUGCGUUGGUAAGACACUGAACAGCAGAGUGAAAGAGCUGGACAAGUUCAGGGAGCUCCAGGAUCAGCUGCUGGGUGUCAGGAAGCUGCUGAAGGCCUGCAGAUUUUCUGGAAGGGUGAUGACUGAGUUUGAACAGCUUCCUGCUCAUUUGAUGGAGCAGCCUCACCUCUUCUCCAUGGAGGACCUCCUGAGGGUGAAGAAGGGUCAGCUUGUGCUGCAGGCUAAGGCAUUGCUGCACUCCUCCAUCCAUCAUGUCGAAAAUUGUGAGUUGUGUCUGGCCCGAGGUUUUAUCUGCGAGUUCUGUCGAGAAAGAGACGUCAUCUUUCCUUUUCAGAGUGACAUAUGUAAGCGCUGUCCAGCGUGCAGGGCCUGCUUUCACAAACACUGUUUUUUGGAAAAGAAGUGUCCGAAAUGUGCACGGAUCCAGUCACGCAAAAAACGUAAAGAUCCAUGAAGUGCGACAUCUGACCAACUGCAGCUCACCUCUCUGAUUCACAUCACCUUUACCACAGUUUUACAUAUGACACUGUUGUACAUGAAAUGUAAAUUAAUUUCUAUACUCAUCUCCUCUUAGUGCUCACCUAAAUAAUCAUUUCAACAUCACCAGGGAAUACAAACCCACAACGUUAAACAUUUAAAUGUUGUUAAACAUUUCCUGUGGAAAUAAAACUGGUGGGGGAGUGUUUCUAU
This is a messenger RNA of Morone saxatilis (striped sea-bass), 4134 nucleotides long. RefSeq lists its product as uncharacterized. Gene Ontology annotation, cellular component: intracellular membrane-bounded organelle; autophagosome membrane. The coding region runs from base 818 to 3898 and encodes 1026 amino acids. The transcript is spliced from 14 exons. NCBI's taxonomy places the organism in Eukaryota, Metazoa, Chordata, Actinopteri, Moronidae. The record is from RefSeq and is a predicted model, not a curated record. Gene Ontology annotation, biological process: autophagosome-lysosome fusion; autophagosome-endosome fusion; autophagosome maturation. Gene Ontology annotation, molecular function: phosphatidylinositol phosphate binding.